AUGAUUGAGCGUUUGCGUACCGCUUUUGCAGAAAGAGCUCGAGGUUUGCAACACGACGCAUGGUCCUCAUCAAGUGAGGAAGAUGGUGAUGAAUUUGUUGAUGUGCCCCAAUUACACGAGGAUUUCUUCAAAAAACCAGAGCAGGCAUCUCCGUCUGUUGAACUGAAAGCACAGCCAGUGGAAGAAAGGCCGAAAAAAUCUUCAGGCGCCGAAAAGGAACAUCAUAUUCAUGAAAAUAAGAUUACAAACGACCACAAGCAGGUAUCUUUACUUUCCUUGCCGACCGUUUAG
Gongylonema pulchrum is the source of this 291-nucleotide messenger RNA. The record is from the annotation of a GenBank genome assembly. Lineage: Eukaryota; Metazoa; Nematoda; Chromadorea; Rhabditida; Gongylonematidae.